This is a messenger RNA of Daphnia pulicaria, 1202 nucleotides long. It is a transcript of the gene Pabp2, whose product is annotated as polyadenylate-binding protein 2-like. The record is from RefSeq and is a predicted model, not a curated record. Gene Ontology annotation, molecular function: RNA binding. The transcript has 7 exons. Bases 261 to 929 code for a protein of 222 amino acids. NCBI's taxonomy places the organism in Eukaryota, Metazoa, Arthropoda, Branchiopoda, Diplostraca, Daphniidae.
CAACCCCGCCGCAUGGCGUCAGAAACGCCGAAAAAAAAAUCUUCUUAAACAUUUUGGAACCGGCGUGAAAGUUAUAUUGGUUAAAUACAUCAUUUAGUGGGCAACUUGGUGAGAGAAAAGGGUUUCUUGUGCGAGUUGUUUACAGUUUUUCACGCUCGUCUGGAUUGAAAUGCGUGGUCUAUUUUAAUAGUUUUCGAAUCUACAAUACGUCAACAAAUUUUAUUUAUUAUUUUGUCAGUAUCUUACAUUAAUUCAGAUCCAUGGCGGGAGUUGAUCAACUAAAGAUGGAGGAAUUAGACCAUGAAGCAUAUGAAUCAGAAAACCUCCAAGAUACCAAUGACUUUACAGGGGAUAAUGGUGCUGGAGAUACUGAUUCCAUGAUGGAAGACCCUGAGCUGGAAGCAAUCAAGGCUCGUGUUAGGGAGAUGGAGGAAGAAGCUGAAAAAUUAAAAAUGCUGCAAUCAGAGGUGGAGAAACAAAUCAACAGUCCAACUGGUGUUGCAAGUUCACCCAAUAUGUCAGUUGAAGAAAAAAUGGAAGUUGAUGCCCGCUCAGUCUUUGUUGGAAAUGUUGAUUAUGGGGCAACCGCAGAAGAAUUAGAACAACAUUUCCAUGGCUGUGGUUCCAUUAACAGAGUUACCAUACUCUGCAACAAAUGGGAUGGCCAACCUAAAGGUUUUGCCUAUAUUGAAUUUGGAGACAAAGAUUCUGUUCAAACUGCCAUGGCACUGGAUGAAUCUCUAUUUCGGGGCCGACAGAUCAAAGUCAUGUUAAAACGUACCAACAGACCAGGAAUCAGUUCUAGCAAUAGACCUCCAAGAGGUGCUAGAGGUCGUGGGGCUAGAGGAACUCGUGCGUUCCCUUCUUUCGGAUUCAGACCAAUGAGGAGACCUAGAGGUAGGAGAGCAGCAUUUUUCGCACCUUAUUAAGCAAGACUUGCCCGUCGUAUUUUUUUUUGUCUGCCCAAAAUUUAACAAAGUUUCGUUUGAAAGCUGAUGAGAUGGGGAAGGGGUAUGAUUCGUGAAAAUCACUUGACCCGGGCUCCAUUUUUAAGGAAAUUCUGAUGCUGCUGAUGUCUCUUUUGUUGAAAUGGACUGAAGUGAGAACUGUUUUUAAAAGAAUUCUGUGUUCUGUACUUGACUGCACGUUGGGAUCACGUGCGAUGGAUGGAAUGGAAUAAUACAAUUGUGGACAACUGUCAA